This is a messenger RNA of Scomber scombrus (Atlantic mackerel), 150 nucleotides long. RefSeq lists its product as uncharacterized. The transcript is spliced from 3 exons. Lineage: Eukaryota; Metazoa; Chordata; Actinopteri; Scombriformes; Scombridae. The record is from RefSeq and is a predicted model, not a curated record. The annotation marks the transcript as partial.
AGUAGUACCAGUAGUAGUAGUAGUACUACCAGUAGUAGUAGUAGUAGUAGUAGUAGUAGUAGUACUACCAGUAGGCAACGGGCAGGUGCUAUAGCAAGUAGUAGUACUACCAGUAGUAGUAGUAGUAGUACCAGUAGUAGUAGUAGUAGU